Messenger RNA from Colletotrichum karsti, 909 nucleotides. Its product is annotated as duf1115 domain protein. The transcript has a single exon. The record is from RefSeq and is a predicted model, not a curated record. Lineage: Eukaryota; Fungi; Ascomycota; Sordariomycetes; Glomerellales; Glomerellaceae. Bases 1 to 909 code for a protein of 302 amino acids.
AUGUCCACAGACAAUCCAUCAUGGCACCUCCUGCCAAUCGAUCUCAUCGAGCACCAAAUCGGCCAGAUCGAUCUCUUAAUGGCCAUGUACCCCGACACGGUGACCUUUGAAAACGACUCCUCCAGUUUUCUAGAAAUUGCAAGGAAAUACGUCGAGGAGGGAACAGCCCCCGACCCCGCAAAACUCAGCAAAGGCCCCCCGACAGUGACGCUGCUCUUCAAGCUCGCCAUCCCGGAACACCAAGACAAGGCCCUGCACCUCGACAUCUCAGUGCCCUUCUCAUACUCACAACCCGAGGACGCCCCGGAAGACCCGCCGCGGAUCAGGGUCCGGAUACAGCAACCUCCCUGGAUGAACCGCGCCUCGACGUCCCAUCUCAACUCGCAAAUCCCCGAGGAAGAAGACCUCUUCGGCACAAUCGAGUCCAUCACCGACGCGGCCUCCGCCUUCCUCUCCUCAGCCGCCGCCGCCGCCGCCGAGGAACCCCCCGCCGAACAAAACACAGCCCCCGGCCCCCUCGUCCGCGUGUGGUUCUACUUCCCCUCCAUCUCGACCCGCUCCAAGCGCGACGACUUCGUCAUCCACGCGCCCCGCCACCACCUCACCGGCUUCCUCUACGCCGGCAAGCCGGGCCUGCUGUGCGUCGAGGGCCCCUCGCGGGACAUCGACGACUACAUGCGCUUCAUCAAGACCGAGAGCUGGGGCGACAUCCCCGCGCACCACAAAAAGGUCAGCGAGCGCCACCGCGAGGUCGCGGGCGUCCGGCGGGUGUUCGCCGACAUGCAGGAGAUCACGGACUCCGUCGGCGAGAGGCGCGGGCAGAGGGCGAACCGCGGGGAUAUGAAGGCCGUCGAGGGGUGGCUCGUGGAGAGGGGGCUGGGGGACGCGUUUGCGAAGGUGUUGAUGUAG